GAUGAAGGAGCGUUGAUCUCGGAAAUCCCAGAUAUUGCAAAUCGGGAUGGACAUGCCACUGAUGAGGAGAAGCUGGCCUCCACCACCUCUGCGCAGAAACCAGCUGGGCUGGAGAAGAAGGGCGAGCCAGAAGAUGACCUGGAGUACUUCGAGUGCUCAAACGUUCCUGUGCCGGCGGCGAAGCACGGCACGGAGGCAGGCUUUGAAAAGGAGAUCUCCAAGCAGAUGGAAAAGGAUGGGCCUGGCAUCUUCCCCGGCAAUCCCGGGCUGUGCUCCAUGGACAAGUCCCCCACAGCCAUCACCGGUGUGAGCAGGAGUGAGAGUCCCCUGGACGGCAUCUGCCUCAGUGAAGCCGAGAAGACGGCCGUGCUCACGCUCAUCAGAGAGGAGAUAAUCACAAAGGAGAUCGAAGCCAACGAGUGGAAGAAGAAAUACGAAGAGAGCCGCCAGGAGGUCUUAGAGAUGAGGAAAAUCGUGGCUGAGUACGAGAAGACCAUUGCCCAGAUGAUAGAGGACGAGCAGAGGACAAACAUGACAUCUCAGAAGAACCUGCAGCAGCUCACAAUGGAAAAGGACCAGGCUCUGGCAGACCUAAACUCGGUGGAGAGGUCCCUGUCAGAUCUCUUCAGGAGAUACGAAAACCUGAAAGGCGUCCUAGAAGGCUUUAAGAAGAAUGAAGAAGCUCUGAAGAAGUGUGCUCAAGAUUAUUUAGCCCGGGUCAAGCAAGAAGAGCAGCGCUAUCAGGCCCUGAAAGUCCACGCAGAAGAAAAAUUAGACAAAGCCAACGAGGAGAUCGCCCAGGUGCGCACGAAGGCCAAAGCGGAGAGCGCGGCGCUGCACGCCGGGCUGCGCAAGGAGCAGAUGAAGGUGGAGUCCCUGGAGAGAGCCCUCCAGCACCAGAACCAGGAGAUUGAGGAGCUGACCAAGAUCUGUGACGAGCUGAUAGCGAAGCUGGGAAAGACAGACUGA
This is a messenger RNA of Leptosomus discolor (cuckoo roller), 969 nucleotides long. The record is from RefSeq and is a predicted model, not a curated record. NCBI's taxonomy places the organism in Eukaryota, Metazoa, Chordata, Aves, Leptosomiformes, Leptosomidae.